Messenger RNA from Drosophila navojoa, 1402 nucleotides. RefSeq lists its product as uncharacterized. The record is from RefSeq and is a predicted model, not a curated record. NCBI's taxonomy places the organism in Eukaryota, Metazoa, Arthropoda, Insecta, Diptera, Drosophilidae.
UUGUAUUUUCAGCUGAUGCCUGGACGACAUAGGAAUGGCCCCCUAAAGUCCAGUUCACAUUUCUGUUAUUUGUUUCCCAUUUUCUGCUUAGCUCUCUUUGGUUUGGCUCAGCUCUGCGAUGCUCAUGGCAGGCUUAUAGAGCCUCCCAGUAGGGCUUCGGCCUGGCGCUAUGGAUUUCAGACUCCGCCGGACUACAAUGAUCACGAGCUCUACUGCGGGGGCUUUACGCGCCAGUGGAAGCGCAACGGGGGAAAAUGUGGGGAAUGUGGCGACGCCUGGGAUAUGCCAGAGCCACGCCCACAUGAAAAUGGGGGCCAAUGGGGCCAGGGCGUUAUCGUUCGCAGCUAUUUGCCGGGCUCCGAAAUGACAAUACGAGUGGAACUGACCGCCAGUCACAUGGGCUACUUCGAGUUUCGAUUGUGUCCAAAGCCGAGUGCCAAGCAGCUUUGCCUUGACGAAAACGUGCUGCCUAUAAUAAGUGGCUCGCCAUCGCAGCGUAGUCCGAGUGACUUAGACACCCGAUUCUAUCCUCGUAAUGGUAGUCGCAUUUAUGAAAUCAAAGCACGAUUGCCAGAUCUCUUAUGCAACCAGUGUGUGCUCCAGUGGCGCUACGUAGCCGGAAACAAUUGGGGCAUGUGUGAGGAUGGUGUGGGUGCCGUUGGCUGUGGUCCCCAGGAGGAGUUUCGGGCAUGUUCGGAUAUCGCCUUGACCCCGGAUGCUCGUCUACCCAUACGUCCUGCCCGGCCCACAUAUCGUGUUACCACUACAACUGCAACGCCUGCCAAGACUGAUCAAGUGGAGUCCACUGACGGCCACUUCACUUCGGUUAUGUUCUUGAUAGGAUUUAUUUUGCUAUUGAUGAUCGCGGCAUUCGUAAUAUGCGGCGUAUACGUCUACCUGAAGCCUGCCAAGCUAAGCGAGUGGAAGGACAUUUUCCUGAAGAAGUUCUGCCAGAAGCAAAAAGCUGCCUCCUUAGUUAACCUAUCCCAAAGCAGAGUCUUUAAGCCUGAUUUAUCCAACGGUUGCAUCGAUAAGGUCGAUGACAGCCCCAGCGUCAAUACACAGGGCCCUGCCCCCAUACCUCCGCCUAGAACAAGGCGAGAUUCGCGCAUCAAGGAAAUAUCAAUCAUAUCCUAAAUAGUUUCCUCACUUCCGACUGGUCCCCAGACUAUUAGUAUUCCUUGCAUUUCUUUACCACAUACAAAUAAUAUUAUAUAAAUCAACGAAAACUGAUUAUUUUUAUUGCAGCUUAUAGCUAGGUAUAACUGAAGUGUUCAUUUUCGACUGCAUUACACUAUAAUAAGUAUAAUUAAGAUCAAUAAUUUAUUGUGAUAUCAACAAUGUAUAUUACCUUCUGCAACAAUCCAAAAUUUUGUCUUUUGAGUAAAUAGUUAAAUUAUAA